GAGGAAUUCCCCCCAGCCUGGUCCCCAGUGCUUCAUCCAUCAUUGGAUGCAAGCAGCAACAUAAGUAAUGAUAUUUAACAUUUCAUAAUAACGACAAUUAACCAGUAAGUAAUGCCUUUUACACCACGAAAGCCAGAGUAAAUUAAUUCCCCUAAUUAGCUGUCAGGCAGCAUGGGGCACUGUCAGCCCCUGCCUGCGUUACCCGCCCCCCAAUGCACCACUGAGUACCCUCAAACCCCAAAUCACACCCCAUAGUUUGCACCAGCACUGGUGGGACAUGGGGCUUCACAUCCCGGCUGCUCUGAGCCCUAAAUCACCCCUAUCUCCUAUUAAAAACAUAGCAGCAGCAACAAAAGAUGGCAACAAAAUGGUUUAUGGCCGUAAUAAAUUGUGCUGGAGGGAAAAAACCAACCUGUUUGUUUGUCUUGAAGCAAGCGGGGAGUUCCCCACUGCACACAAAUGGGAGCAUUGCUGAGCCCCAUGUUCAGAGACCAGCAGGGUGGGAAAGGGGGAUUUAUUGGAAACACUUUUCCAUCACGUUUAUCCCACCCCAUUGCUCUGAUCUUGCUGGUGGGCUGAAGGUGAGGGAGGAGUGCAGUGCUCUUUGGUACCCUGGGAUGCAGGGUUCGGGCUGGUCCUGGUGGUCUCUGUCCUGUGCUGGGGCCAGGGUGAGGUAGGGUGCAUUGUGCCAUGUACAAAGAAGGGAUAUAUAAACACCCCCUGGCAAAGAUGCAGGGAAGGAGGGGGCUGAACCCACCCAGCGCUGCUGGAUGAGCUGCCUUCCCUGGCAUUGGUGUGGGAAUGGGGAUGUUCCUGCCUGGCCAGCACCAAGGGGUGGGAAGGAUGCGGCUCUCACUGUCCCUGUUGGGGCUGGAGGGUGGCCAAAGCUCCGCCACCCAUGGCCGGACUCUGCCCCAUCCCUCCCCUUGGCUCAGCUCCCGGCUGCACACAGGGAUAGGAACAGGGACAAGGACGGACAUGGCUGCUCCCAGCCAGCCCCACCAGGCCACCUAUGACGCCAUUGUCAUUGGGGCUGGCAUCCAGGGCUCCUUCACCGCCUAUCACCUGAUCCAGCGCCACAAGGACAUCCUCCUGCUGGAGCAGUUCAUCCUGCCCCACUCGCGGGGCAGCUCGCACGGGCAAAGCCGCAUCACCCGCAGCACCUACCCCCAGGUGUCCUACGCCCGCAUGAUGCCCGACAGCUUCCGCCUCUGGAAGCAGCUGGAGGACGAGGCUGGCACCAGCCUCUACAGGCAGACGGGGCUGGUGGUGCUGGGGCCGGUGGGUGACCCGGAGCUGGAGGGCUGCCGCCGCAGCCUGGGUGACAACCACAUCCUCGAGGCCGCAGCGCUGGCCCAGCGCUUCCCUGGCCUCCGGCUCCAUGCUGGAGAGGUGGCCCUGUGGGACAGCACUGGUGGGGUGCUCUUUGCCGACCGGGCACUGCGGGCAGUGCAGGAUGUCUUCCGCCGGCACGGGGGCACCCUGCAGGACGGGGAGAAGGUGCUGCACAUUGAACCCGGGGCCAUGCUCACCGUCACCACCACCGCUGGCGUGUACCGAGCCCCACGGCUCGUCAUCACGGCCGGGGCCUGGACUGGUGCCCUCGUGGCACCGCUGGGUCUCCGCCUGCCACUGCAGCCCCUGCGCAUCAACGUCUGCUACUGGAAGGAGAAGGAGCCUGGGAGCACAGGCAGAGCCAGUCCCUGCUUCAUGGCCAUGGGGCUGAGCCAAGCCCCACACGGCAUCUACGGCCUGCCUGCCCUUGAGUACCCCGGUCUGGUCAAGGUAUGCUACCACCAUGGCAGCCCCACAGACCCCGAUGAGCGUGACUGGGCCCCUUUGGGUACCCCCCACCCUGAUGUCACCCUCCUGAGCAGCUUCAUCAGCAGCUACCUGCCCGGGCUGGAGCCCAGGCCAGCCGUGGUGGAGACCUGCAUCUAUACAAACACCCCAGACGGAGAUUUCAUCCUGGACCGGCACCCCAAGUACAGCAACAUCAUCAUCGGGGCCGGCUUCUCGGGCCAUGGGUUCAAGCUGGCACCAGUGGUGGGGAAGCUGCUGUGUGAGCUGAGCCUGGGCGAGGAGCUGUCCCACAGCACUGCUCCCUUCGCCAUCGCUCGCUUCCCCGGCGUGCUCCGGGCUGCACUGUAGGUGUGGGGCCCUGGCCGUGCCCACAUGGCAUCAUGCUGGCCUGAAGCUGUGUUCCUGCAUCCCAGCAUCCUUAUAUCCCAGUGUGCCAGCACCCCUGCAUCCCCAUGUGUCCUCAUCUCCCUGCAUCCUGGUGUCCCAGAACACUGCACUCCAGCACUCUUCCACCCCACACCUCAGCUACCCUGCAUCCCCACAUCCCCAUACUCCACCAUCCCAGCACUCACCAUCCUGGCACCCCUCCACCCCACAUCCCAGCACCCCUGCAUCCCCAUAUCACAGCAUACUGGUACCCUUCCUCCCUCCAUCCCCACAUCCCAGCAUCCUGCCUCCCCGCAUCCCGGCAUCCCCCAUGCUGCGCGGUGCCAAGCUGUCUCUACCAAGCACCAGCUCCCCGGAAACAAAUUAAGGAGCUUUGUCAGCCUCAUGAAGAUGGAGCUGGAGCAGUGCAGAGAGACGCUCUCGCUUAGGAGUCAAGUUAAAUGUUUUAAUGUUAAAUGUGCCAUUUUAUUAUCAUUAGAUCGCUCCCACUUAA
This is a messenger RNA of Strigops habroptila (Kakapo), 2683 nucleotides long. RefSeq names its product pipecolic acid and sarcosine oxidase (gene PIPOX). Gene Ontology annotation, molecular function: sarcosine oxidase activity; L-pipecolate oxidase activity; flavin adenine dinucleotide binding. The record is from RefSeq and is a predicted model, not a curated record. The transcript is spliced from 8 exons. Gene Ontology annotation, cellular component: peroxisome. Bases 802 to 2151 code for a protein of 449 amino acids. Lineage: Eukaryota; Metazoa; Chordata; Aves; Psittaciformes; Psittacidae.